This is a messenger RNA of Penaeus vannamei (Pacific white shrimp), 2230 nucleotides long. Its product is annotated as crustacean calcium-binding protein 23. The record is from RefSeq and is a predicted model, not a curated record. Lineage: Eukaryota; Metazoa; Arthropoda; Malacostraca; Decapoda; Penaeidae. Gene Ontology annotation, molecular function: calcium ion binding.
AUCAUGGCCAACCGUCCCAGGACAGCCUCCACCAGGAACGAGGAGGAGAUGAUGGCGUCCGCCCGCAGGAAGCUGACGCAGACCACAGACCCCGUGGAGAAGCUGCGGCUCCUGUGCCUGAGUCGAGGAACCGCGGGAGUCAUGGGGUUGGGCAGAGUUUUUCGACGAAUGGACGACGACGGAUCCCACAGCCUCAACCUCGAGGAAUUCUCCAAGGGCAUAAGGGAAACCGGCCUCAAGCUUUCCGAAGAGGACACCGAGAAACUCUUCAACGCUUUCGACAAGGACGGGGAAGGAACCGUCAACUAUGAUGAGUUCCUUGUAAACAUCCGGCCCAAGAUGAACGACACGCGGCGGAAGCUAGUCGACAUGGCAUUCGAUAAGCUGGAUAAGACAGGCGACGGCAUCGUCACCUUGGAGGACCUCAAGGGAGUGUACUCGGUGACCAAGCACCCGAAGUUCCAGUCGGGAGAGAUGGACGAGGAGCAGAUUCUCGCUACGAUUCUCAAGAAGUUCGAGAAUAAUACGUCCGUCGAUGGAAAGCUCACUAGGGAAGAAUUCUAUGACUACUACUCCGGCGUGAGUGCGUCCGUAGAUCAAGACGCCUACUUCGAUCUCAUGAUGCGCAAUGCCUGGGGAAUCAAAUAAAUCAGUAGCGCUAGGAGUAAUGCAAUUGCACCUGCCGAUUGAAUGCUGUUUGGAGUUUUGUUUACCUAAUGUUUUUGUUUAACGUUCUGAUCCUAGUCUAUUGAUGAUUUUCUGUCUAGUCUAAUCAAGAUUUCGUCUUUGAUUCGGUUUUGUUUGGAGUAGUGUGUAAUGUAGGAGAUUGUCACAAUUUUUUGUGUUCUUUAAUUAGGAAAGUUUAUAUUGGUUUCCUUUUUGAUUAUUUGUUUAUACAUUAUCAAUGAAUAUGUGAAUUUGCAUAUGUUUAGGUGUACUUAUUCUAAAAUAACUACAGAUCUGAAUAUAGAUUAUAGGAAGUGAUUAUGCUAUUUCCCUUUCUUCGUAACUUUUGCCAGAUUCAUAAAUAAAUAAUGUCCUGAAAAUGCCGUUGUUAUGAAUAUGUAUAAAUAUGAAAAUAUUUGAUUACUUUUAAUGAGAAUUAUUAAUGCUGUAUUAUAUGUCACCCAUUUGUUUACUUAAGAAAAAAGUAAGGAUUAUUCAACUUUUUAGAAAACGCAUCAAUUUUCUUUUACCUACAAUAUUACGAAUGUCUUUAUUUGAUAGCAUUUAAUAAUACAUAUUCAAUAAUAAUGAAACAACACUUUUUCUUUUCUGGUGGAUAUUUUGCUAUGGUAUGCAGAUGUAAUCUAACCAGGUGCUACUCCAUCCUGCCAUAGUUAAUGAUUUCAAUAUUCACGCUUUUUGUGUUGGUGACUUAUCCAAUUAAUUAACUCUAUUAUGGAAUGAAUUUGAGGCAAUUGUGACUAACACCUUCAUAGGGUAAACAACUUUAAUGACUUUGUACAACUUAUGCAUGGAGAGUUAAGGACUUCUAUAUAUCCGUAAUUUUGUAUGUAUAUAUGUAUGUCUGUGUACGUGCAGAUGUAUAGCCAUAUAUAUUGCCUAUGCAGACAUCCAUAUGCAUAUAUUUCCAGUAAGAAGCAUUUAACUAUUUUAUCAGUAAGUUCUUGAAUAAUAACAAGGAAAUGUCAGUAUAGAAUUAUUCAUUAUUGCAUUUAGAUAUUUCAUCAGUAUUUUCUUAAAUGACAAAAGCAAUUGACAUAUGAUUAGGCUUCAAAUAUUUGUAUGUUCUUGAUGUGUUUAUUUUAAGCAUAAAAGUAUUUGCUGAUUGCCUUAUCUAGGAACAAAUUGUUUUGUCCUUUAUAUUGCUAUAGAACUUCGAUGUAAUCAUCAGUGAAGGAGGUGGCUUCCAUUUGCCUUUUAAAUCAUACGCAUGCUUCCUAUGUAGAUUGUAAUGGUUCGAGAUGCAGCCAAAGAUCCCUUUUUCAUCAGAGUUUUGAGUACAGCAGUCGUCUCCAGUUGAUCCAUUACUAUCUAGUGUAUGUAAUGAUCAUUCAUAAGCUCAUGUGUUUGUUUGCAUAUUAUCAUCUGACAUUGUACAGCUUUGAUCAGGUUGCCAUAUGAAAUUAAUUAUACAUUGUCUUAACAUGCAGUUAUUCAUUCCUCAUGUGAAAGCUUUUACAUCAUACAAAUACAAUUCCACUGGAAAUGUAUAGUCUACUAAAGAUUUCUUGCACAAAUUGCCUAUUAAAGACAAUUGAAGGUA